AUGGGAAAACUCAAGAAAGGCUUGACUUUGGCCGUUGACCGUGACACUGAUGACCCUCUGCGUCGUCCUCGCCCAGCCUCUCAGGAAGGCUACAAUUAUCCAGAAGAACAUAAUAAUUAUGUCGGUUCACCACACCUAAACUCAAAACGUCAACCAAUGCGUCAAUAUGGCUCUUCUGGUUCUCUUGAAGUAAGACACGAAUAUAAUCGUCAGCGGAGAGAGCAAGAGUUUUUCUCAAGCUCACAAUCUUCCCCACCAGAUCACCCUUCACCGGAAAUUUUGCAGUCUCCUCCGGGCUCUCCUUAUGAUAUCUCAGACUAUUAUCGAAAUACCAUUAUUCAACCUGAUGAUGCUCAACUUUCGAGGAGUCCUCCUUAUUCCACACAACAGCUCGGCGGAUCCAUGCGAUCUGUUCCGAAGUCUAAUCCACAACCAACAUCAUCCCUAUCACCACAUGGUUACAACUCUUCUUUAUCAAGUGACAGCGAAAACGGUCCUUCAAAAUCGAAUCCUCUAACACCACAGACGCCAUAUUCAGCCAAUUCAUUGCAUUCACCGUCUCCAAUGCGCUCCCCUAUUCCAUUACCCCGAUCCCCUGGACCUGUGCAACAGCUCUCCCAUUCUACAAGCCAAAGAGCGGUACAGCAUCCAACACAGGUUCCAAGGACUGUUCAAAGAUCACCGCAGAAUCCUAUCCCAGUUAAUGCAAUGCCUCAAAGACCUAUUCCAGUUAAUGCAAUGUCUCAAAGAUCACCGAAGAACCCUGUCCCAGUUAAUGUGAUGCCUCAAAGACCACCUUUGCAGUAUCAUCCUGACCAAAGGCUCCCCGCGCAAAAUAUGAAUAAUUCAUCUAUACAAAGAUCACCGACACAAUAUUCAAAUGGCCCACCAAACCAGAGGUCCCCUGUACCGCAUUUACCACUUCAAAGGCCCCCUCCAAAUAACGCCUUAUCUCAAAGACCUCAGAUGCCUCACUCGAAUAACGCAUUACCACAUCAAAGACCACCUUAUUCGAACGGUUCGCCACUUCAAAGACCUCUGGUACAGUAUCCAGACGAUACAUCCUUUCAAAGACCUCCAAUGCAGCAUUCGAGAAAUGUAUUACCUCAAAGGCCUCUGGAACAGCAUUCUGGUAGUGCGUCACCUCAGAGGUCUCCGAUACCACAUUCAA
This is a messenger RNA of Acaulospora colombiana, 1171 nucleotides long. The record is from the annotation of a GenBank genome assembly. NCBI's taxonomy places the organism in Eukaryota, Fungi, Glomeromycota, Glomeromycetes, Diversisporales, Acaulosporaceae.